Molecule: messenger RNA, 853 nt
Organism: Porites lobata
Lineage: Eukaryota; Metazoa; Cnidaria; Anthozoa; Scleractinia; Poritidae
Source: the annotation of a GenBank genome assembly
AUGGCGAAGAAAAUUCGAUAUAAGGUUCUUGAGAUGGACCCAAAAGGAAAUCUUUACCUUCACAAGACUGCGAUUCUCUGCAAAAAUGAAAUUGUCAAACGACUUGUAAAUGACACAUACCAGCUGGUAGAAUCGAACCCUAUCGGUGAGUCGCGGUGGUGGUUUAACAUGCAAUGUAACGACUUUAGAUUUUUAUUCAAUUAGUAUAAGACCAGAGAAUUUUCCAAGUAAAUCGUGCUGAGCUGUUUCAUUGAUGUGUCACUCCUACGAAGUAAAAAAAGCUUGCAAAUUCGUGAAUUAGAGGAAUAAGAUUUAGCUUCCUUAAACUGCUAAGAAUGUCAAAAAAGCGAGAAACAAUGCUGCAGUAGUCCACUCAAAAUGUUUUUCUUCGUUUUCAAUGGCUCACCACGGAGAGCAACCGUUGCGUAAAUUCAGUUCGUAAGCGGAAAAUUAUUUUGUCCAUCUUCCCUUUUUUCAGUGGUAACUGUCGUGACGGGAAGGACGGCUGCUGGCACGCGCUUUCAGAAAAAAAUCUCAUUUUCAAAUGGUCGUUUUCUUUAUAAACGCAGGUCUGUCAAAAGAUUCUUCAGCACUCAAUUGCAAGGAUCUCAAGACAAAAGUGCCUUCUGCCACGUCAGGCGUCUACUGGAUUGACCCGGAUGCUGGUUCCCAUAGCAACGCUUUUCAGGCCUAUUGCGACCAACAGAAUGAGGGAGGAGGUUGGACUUUGGUCUGGAGUUAUACCCCUUCACAGCUUAUUCAAGCUUCACCUCUGGUGCAAACGCUGUCACUCCGAGGCCUACAUGGACAGCCGGCAAUGCUAACACAAGAGUUUCCACCACAGUUCCACUGA